AUGGAGUUUGCAUUCAGCAGUGCAGAGAUGGCACCACUUGCUGGUGUGUGCACUCAAAAUUAUGCCAGGUCCAUGCAUUUCAAAUACCAACCCCACAAAUUUGCCAUUGCUUGGACUGUCCACAGGGAUCACCCUCCUGAAGCUGGAGGUCAUUUCUAUAUCGGGUCAUACCAAAUGUGCAUCAAGGCAGCCCCAAAUACUCUGGUUGUCUGA
Molecule: messenger RNA, 213 nt
Organism: Laccaria bicolor S238N-H82
Lineage: Eukaryota; Fungi; Basidiomycota; Agaricomycetes; Agaricales; Hydnangiaceae
Exons: 2
Coding region: 1-213 (70 amino acids)
Source: RefSeq, a predicted model, not a curated record